AUGGCGGGCGCCGCGGGCGUGUUCAUCACGCGGGCCUUCGAGGCCAUGCUCAAGGACUGCGCCGCCAACCGCGGCAAGUUCGCCACGCUGCAGCAAUCCAUCCGGUCAUACCUCGAAAGCAUCAAGGGGGCUAAGGCAGAGGGCGCGGUCAUCACGGAGGCGCUCGCGUCGGCUGGGCGCGUGCUCGACGGGCCGCAGGACGAGCUGGUGCUGCAGCCACUCCGCCUCGCCGUCGAGACCAAGCACGUCAAGCUCGUCGAGCCCGCGCUCGACUGCCUCCACGUAAUUACUAAUCAUCAUCAUCCCAUUUCUGCCCUUCAUUUGCUUGCCUGCAUGCUUGAGGCUCAUGAAGCGUCAGACGUGUUGCAUUGA
This is a messenger RNA of Miscanthus lutarioriparius, 372 nucleotides long. Lineage: Eukaryota; Viridiplantae; Streptophyta; Magnoliopsida; Poales; Poaceae. The record is from the annotation of a GenBank genome assembly.